AAAGGCAAAAAGAAGUCUGGAUUUUGUUCGCUGACUACCGAAGCUGUAGCUACCUCUUUCAUUCUCUCUCAACGAUAUAUCGAUUUUCUAAACUGUGUUUUUUCGUCUAGUUUCUUUGUCAAGUAUGGCUCGCAAGAAGAUCAGAGAGUAUGACUCAAAGAGACUGGUGAAAGAACACUUCAAAAGGCUCUCUGGUCAAGAAUUGCCUAUCAGAUCCGUUCAGAUUAACCAAGAGACUGAUCUGAAUGAGCUAGUUGAGAAAGAACCUUGGCUCUCAUCUGAGAAGCUUGUGGUGAAACCUGAUAUGUUGUUUGGAAAGCGUGGCAAAAGUGGUUUGGUUGCUCUGAAAUUAGAUUUCGCUGAUGUUGCAACUUUUGUGAAAGAACGCUUGGGCAAAGAGGUAGAGAUGAGUGGAUGCAAAGGACCCAUAACAACAUUCAUUGUUGAACCAUUUGUCCCACACAAUGAGGAGUUCUAUCUUAAUAUUGUCUCCGAUAGACUUGGCUGCAGCAUUAGCUUUUCAGAGUGCGGAGGCAUUGACAUCGAGGAGAACUGGGACAAGGUCAAGACCAUAUCUAUACCGACGGGUGCUUCCCUGACACCUGAGAUAUGUGCACCUCUUGUUGCAACCCUUCCUCUAGAGAUCAAAGGGGAACUUGAAGAUUUUAUUCAAGUUAUUUUUACCUUAUUCGAAGAUCUUGAUUUCACUUUCUUGGAGAUGAAUCCUUUCACAUUGGUUGAUGGAAAGCCUUAUCCUCUAGAUAUGAGGGGUGAGCUUGAUGACACCGCUGCUUUCAAAAACUUUAAGAAGUGGGGCGACAUUGAAUUCCCUAUGCCAUUUGGAAGAGUGAUGAGUUCAACAGAGAGCUUCAUCCACGGUCUAGAUGAGAAGACAAGUGCGUCUUUGAAGUUCACUGUUCUGAAUCCCAAGGGAAGGAUUUGGACUAUGGUAGCUGGAGGAGGUGCAAGUGUCAUCUAUGCCGAUACUGUUGGAGAUCUCGGGUAUGCAUCUGAGCUUGGAAAUUAUGCUGAAUACAGUGGAGCACCCAAAGAAGACGAGGUUUUGCAGUACGCGAGAGUCGUUAUCGAUUGUGCUACAGCGAAUCCGGAUGGAAAAAGUAGAGCUCUGGUAAUCGGAGGAGGAAUUGCUAACUUCACCGAUGUUGCUGCCACCUUCAAUGGCAUAAUCCGAGCUCUCAAGGAAAAGGAAGCAAAGCUGAAAGCAGCAAGGAUGCAUAUAUUUGUGAGGAGAGGAGGACCAAACUACCAAAAGGGACUUGCUAAAAUGAGAUCACUUGGAGAUGAAAUCGGUGUCCCCAUCGAGGUGUAUGGUCCUGAAGCAACAAUGACAGGUAUUUGCAAGGAGGCAAUCCAGUACAUCACUGCGGCUGCAUAAGCCUUUACAAUCUUAUCACUUACUUUCAAAACACUCUUAGCGUUUCUUGAAUUUGAGACUUGUGUUUGAAUUAUGUUUCACCUCUAAAUGUUUCUCACUAUUCAUAAAUAAUAAACAAGUAUCUUCUUU
Messenger RNA from Arabidopsis arenosa, 1525 nucleotides. Lineage: Eukaryota; Viridiplantae; Streptophyta; Magnoliopsida; Brassicales; Brassicaceae. The record is from the annotation of a GenBank genome assembly.